AUGGUGUUCAAUGGUAAAACUGAGGAGAGGACGGCAAGGAAACCAUUACGAGGAGAGACUGUAUUUUCUCGUGUUGAAAAUCUAAACGUUACAUUCGGAAAAUUCAAAGCCUUAUUGUUGAACAUCAAGGGAAAGUCAAAAGACGAAAUUAAUGUUCGAGAAGACAUGGUUGAAAUGGGAAUUCUCCCCGAGCUUGCUCCUAUUAGGAAUCCUAGAAAACGUACGUAUCUGCCAGUAGCUUGUUAUACCAUGUCAAAGGAUGAGAAAACAAAAUUUUGUAAGUGCUUACAUGGUGUAAAGGUUUCAUCAGGCUAUUCUGCUAACAUUAAGAAGUUAGUGUCAAUGAAAGAACUAAAACUAUUUGGUAUGAAGUCCCAUGAUUGUCAUGUUUUAAUGGCACAUAUGAUUCCCAUUGCAAUUCGUGGAAUACUACCAGACCGCAUUCGACACACAAUCACAAAGCUAUGCUUGUUUUUCAACAUGAUUCAUUCUAAAGUUAUUGAUCCUGAGGUAUUAGAUUCAUGGGAAAGUAAUAUUAUCUUGACAUUAUGCCAACUCGAGAUGUAUUUCCCACCUUCAUUUUUUGAUGUCAUGGUUUAUCUAACAUCUCAUAUUGUUAGAGAGAUAAAGUAUUGUGGGCCAGUAUUCUUACGAUACAUGUAUCCAUUUGAGAGAUAUAUGGGCAUCUUAAAAGGGUAUGUAAGGAAUAGACAUCGACAAGAGGGUAGUAUUGUUGAAGGAUACGCAACAGAGGAGGUAAUUGAAUAUUGUACUGACUAUCUACAAGGUGUUUAUAGUAUUGGCAUUCCAAAAUCUCAACACAAGGGUAGACUUGUAGGGAGUGGGACAAUUAGAUUGAAAAAGAUCAUUCCAAAUCAAGAAGACUUACAACUUGCACAUUUUACAAUCCUACAACAUAUGACAAUCAUUGCUCCAUAUAUAAAUGAGCACAAAAGAACACUGGAAUUUUCAAAUCGUGGUAGGAGCAAUAGAUGGUUGGUUAACGAACAUAACAAAACGUUCUCACAAUGGUUAAAAGAUAAAGUGAGAGAUAGUGUGGAUCAAGUUGUAGUACAUCUAAGGAAUGGUCCUGAUGAUCUUGUUGCAACGUACCAAGGAUACAACAUUAAUGGUUAUACAAUUUACACUAAUCAACAAGAUGAAAUAUGGGAAUUGAAAUAUGAUUCCAUCAUUAUACCUAUGUUAAAAUGCAAAUGCGUUGACAACCAACGAGGUGUUAAAGUUGACAAUGAUGGUUUUACAGUUGUUGACCUUACCACAAACGGAUAUGUAUCAGAACCAUUCAUCCUAGCUAAACAAGCUACCCAAGUAUUCUAUGUUGAGGACCCAAGGGAAUCAGGAAAGCACAUCGUUAUGCAUAGCAAACGACAUAUACUUGGUGUUGAUGAUGUUGUGGACGAGGAAGAGUACGACCAGUUUGAUGAACUACCCCCAUUUAUUAUCGGCAUUGCAUCUUCAAAUGAUGAUGUCGAUGACACCACUUACUUACGGGCUUUUGAGACGUAUGAAAAGAACACAUCAAUUCCAAUUGUAUGGAAGCUCACUGAGUGCAACCAAGUCGGUGUAUUGGAAUGUGAGCUGAGUGGGCAUUAUGUAAUGAAUUGGAUCUUUGAUUUUGUGUUGAACAGACAACAUGGAUUUCAGAGUAGAUUUGGUACCCUUUGGAAUGACAAAACUGCAUUUGAGGAAAAGGCGUUGGUUACAACUGUUGCUACAUUGGCCAGAGAAUUUCUGAAAAAUUUUAUGAAUGAUGUUGUUGUUGUCUAA
Molecule: messenger RNA, 1788 nt
Organism: Lactuca sativa (garden lettuce)
Lineage: Eukaryota; Viridiplantae; Streptophyta; Magnoliopsida; Asterales; Asteraceae
Source: RefSeq, a predicted model, not a curated record